This is a messenger RNA of Acipenser ruthenus (sterlet), 1249 nucleotides long. RefSeq names its product olfactory receptor 6N1-like. Gene Ontology annotation, cellular component: membrane. The coding region runs from base 46 to 1017 and encodes 323 amino acids. Gene Ontology annotation, biological process: G protein-coupled receptor signaling pathway. The record is from RefSeq and is a predicted model, not a curated record. Gene Ontology annotation, molecular function: G protein-coupled receptor activity; olfactory receptor activity. The transcript is spliced from 2 exons. Lineage: Eukaryota; Metazoa; Chordata; Actinopteri; Acipenseriformes; Acipenseridae.
CACAGCACUGCAUGCUUCUACCAGCAGCGUCCACAUAAGCACUGCAUGCUUCUACCAGCAGCUUCUCCUGAGGAUCUCUCUGAGAGGUAUUUUCAAGAAACAGCUAUGGAGAAAAAGAACUCAUCCUACGUUACAGUGUUUACCCUUUCUGGAUUAAAUGAAUCAAGCACAAAUAAAUAUAUCUAUUUUUCUUUCACUCUCCUGGGUUAUCUCUUUAUCAUUUGUGUUAAUUUAACUCUAAUUGUAAUAAUAGCUCUUGAAAAGACACUUCAUGAGCCCAUGUAUUUCUUCCUCUGUAAUCUGAGUGCUAAUGCACUGUAUGGAACUGCUGGUUUCUUUCCUAAACUACUGUUUGAUUUUCUGUCUGAUCCGCAUGUCAUCUCAUAUUCUGGGUGCCUGCUUCAAAUAUUUAUCAUCUACAGUUUUUCAGCAUGUGAAUUAUCAAAUUUAACAGUGAUGGCAUAUGAUAGGUAUGUGGCAAUAUGCAGGCCCCUGGAGUACCAUGCUAUCAUGACUCCUUUGACGACUGGUAAAUUAAUACUGUUUUCUUGGAUUUUUCCACUCUGUUGUGUAUCUAUUGGUACUCUAUUGACUUUCAGGUUGCCUUUAUGUGGCUCCCACAUUGAAAGACUAUAUUGUGAUAACUGGUCAGUUGUGAAAUUAUCUUGUGUAGAUACUACUGUUAACACUGUAUAUGUUCUAGUAUGUAUAUUCUUUGCACAUUUCCUUUUUAUUUUAUUUUCCUACAUGAAAAUACUCGGAGCGUGCCGGGCAUCUAGUAUAGCAAUGAGUAAAUGUUUGCAGACCUGUUUGCCACAUUUGUUGACGGUGAUCAAUUACAUCAUUGCCUUGCUUUUUGAUGUAAUGUACAGUAGAUACGGUUCAAAUGAUAUUCCACAGGUUUUACACAAUCUCCUGUCUGUGGAAUUUCUAAUCGUCCCCCCUAUUUUCAAUCCUCUCAUUUAUGGUUUAAACCUUCAAAAGAUCAGAAAUAAAGUCACAAGAAUGUGCAGCUGAAACAAAGUAAUUCAUACUUAAUAGAUUCCAGAUGUAGUUGCUACUAUCGCCUUACAUUUGUAAGAAAUCAAAACAUUAAAUUAUAUAUUGUGUUCUAUCAUUAAUAAUAGAGUGCAUUAAAUAUUUUUCAUGAAAGACACACUUGAUUGCAAUACAAAACUGAAAGUUGAGUAGUUUAGUAAGAUAUGUGCUUAUACAUACAGGAUUAUUUAAUUUGUAAUUGACUCAAGAA